CGGAAGUGGCCCACAGGAAACGGAAGUCCCUCCUCUAGCUCUCGUUUCAGAGGCAGAAGCAACGCGGGGGAGAAGGCGCUGAAUUGCGAACGUAGCCACCACAACCAUGAGCCUCCUCAACAAGCCCAAGAGUGAGAUGACCCCGGAGGAGCUGCAGAAGCGGGAGGAGGAGGAGUUUAACACGGGUCCGCUCUCCGUGCUCACGCAGUCAGUCAAGAACAACACCCAAGUGCUCAUCAACUGCCGCAAUAACAAGAAGCUCCUGGGCCGCGUGAAGGCCUUUGACAGGCACUGCAACAUGGUGCUGGAGAACGUGAAGGAGAUGUGGACCGAGGUCCCCAAGAGCGGCAAGGGCAAGAAGAAGUCCAAGCCAGUCAACAAGGACCGCUACAUCUCCAAGAUGUUCCUGCGCGGCGACUCGGUCAUCGUGGUCCUGCGGAACCCGCUCAUCGCCGGCAAGUAGGGGCCUCCCCCCUGCCGCCGCCGGAGCUCCCUCCCUCACCCUGCGAAGACACGCCCCCCUAACCAGAGUAAUAAAGCCCUGCUUUUUCUUAGUGGCA
Messenger RNA from Suricata suricatta (meerkat), 560 nucleotides. RefSeq names its product small nuclear ribonucleoprotein D2 polypeptide (gene SNRPD2). Gene Ontology annotation, biological process: spliceosomal snRNP assembly; RNA splicing. Gene Ontology annotation, molecular function: RNA binding. The coding region runs from base 107 to 463 and encodes 118 amino acids. The transcript is spliced from 3 exons. Gene Ontology annotation, cellular component: U5 snRNP; catalytic step 2 spliceosome; U2 snRNP. The record is from RefSeq and is a predicted model, not a curated record. Lineage: Eukaryota; Metazoa; Chordata; Mammalia; Carnivora; Herpestidae.